AGCAUCCAUCCACAUCCAAACUGAACUGUGCUGUUCCUCCUCUGGCAUCCAAGAGAAUACUGAGCAGCUCUCCACUCAUCCUGACUGACUAGUGCUAUCCUGUGGAUUCUUUGACGAACACAUCCAGAUACACAUUGUGACAAUGAAGGCUGCAAUUGUUUUCGCCCUGCUCUUUGCAACGGUCCUCUGUCGCCCGGUGAAACGCUCAUCCAGCAGCAGUUCAGAGAGCUCAGAGGAAGUGGUUAAACCAGCUCCGGUGCUUCGGAAAGCCCUAGUAGAUCUCACCCAGGUUGCAUCUGUACAGAAUGUGGGUGCUGGUACAGCAUCAGACGAGAGCUCCGACGAAGAUGAAACAGAAGGAGCUGAUCCUACAUCAGACCCAACAGUGGACAGCACAUCAUCGACAGACAGUGCAGACAGUGACGAAAGCAAGGACAGCACAGGCAGCACAGACAGUGAUGACACAGAGGAGUCAGAGUCCGGGGAGGCAGACACCACCGCUGCCCCUCCCACCGCGGAGCCCACUGUUGAGCCCACCCUGGCUCCCACUGAGGCCCCCAUCUACGACGACGGACGCGGGGACAGCAUGGGCUACCCCGGUGACUACAAGAAGUCCAUCUAUGUAGAUACCAACAACAUCGAGAAGGGACCCUCCCCAUACAAAUAUUAUGGAAAGAUGGACGAGGGCAUGUAUGCUGGCAAGAAGGUGUCCGUCUAUGACACCGGGCUCGGAAACGAGAUUGAGAAGACGCUGACCGUGUUCAAGGCCCUGCAGGUGCAUGAUUUGAUGGAAGAGGACACCAGCACCCCCGAGGUGGAGAGCCAGGGUUUGGAUGUCUCCAGCGGCACAGCCGAGGAGCCCAGCCUGCGCCUAGCGCACGUCGAUGAAUCCAGCCAGGACACCGGUCCCUCUGAGAGCCCCGAAAGCCAAGGAGCUGAGAGCCUGGAGGAGGAAGAGGCAGAGAGUGCCAGCGCUAGCGCCAGUGAUGUGACUAGUGAGAGCACCAGUAGCGCUAGCAGCGACGGCACCAGCGAGAGCACUAGCGCCAGUGAUGAGACUGACAGCAGCAACAGCAGUGAGGAGGCUACAGCCACGCCCGGGGCGGCAGACAGCGACGAGAGCCAGGAGAGUGACAGCAACUCGGCUGAGGAGGCGGCCACAGAGGCUACCAUAGAUACCGACGCUCCCGUUGUCAUAGUUGCCUAGUAAAGGCCUGUCUCUCUCAUCCUGCUGCUGUCGACAGUGAAGAAUGCUACCAGGACCAGGACGGUGCUCUAUGACCUUACAUUAGGAGGUCAGAACAGAGAGAAUAACAAACAGACGGCCCUUAAGGUCUAAUACAGUACGUCAAUAAUACCUGAUAAGAGCAAUACUAGCCAACACAUCAGGACAUACAGAACAGUCCAUUUUUUCAAUUGCACAAUUAUUUACACUACAUGUUGUUUGUCCCAUUUUUACUGUAUGUAUAAUGUAUCGUUUCUAAAUAAUUUCCUUUUUUUCAUAAAACACAUGGUGGGUCUGUUAUUUCA
Molecule: messenger RNA, 1530 nt
Organism: Oncorhynchus kisutch (coho salmon)
Lineage: Eukaryota; Metazoa; Chordata; Actinopteri; Salmoniformes; Salmonidae
Gene: spp1
Product: secreted phosphoprotein 1
Exons: 7
Coding region: 143-1207 (354 amino acids)
Biological process (GO): cell adhesion; ossification
Source: RefSeq, a predicted model, not a curated record